Macroventuria anomochaeta is the source of this 360-nucleotide messenger RNA. RefSeq names its product multicopper oxidase. The record is from RefSeq and is a predicted model, not a curated record. The annotation marks the transcript as partial. Gene Ontology annotation, molecular function: oxidoreductase activity; copper ion binding. The transcript is spliced from 2 exons. NCBI's taxonomy places the organism in Eukaryota, Fungi, Ascomycota, Dothideomycetes, Pleosporales, Didymellaceae.
CUGCUAGAUAUGGGCAAGUGGAGUUACAUCAUUGUUCAAUCUGCAAUCCCUCUCAACCACCCCAUCCAUCUUCACGGCCACAACUUCCUCAUCCUGAGCGCAGGAAAGGGCACUUACACCAAUCAAGAGCUCAAUAUGUUCAAUGCACUGCGUCGUGAUACUGCAAAUAUGCCUGCGGCUGGCUGGCUGGUGAUUGCAUUCGAGACUGACAACCCGGGUGCAUGGUUGAUGCACUGCCACAUCGGCUGGCAUACAUCAAUGGGAUUUGCUCUACAGAUUCUUGAAGGCCGGAAUAUGAUUAAGGACACCGUGAAGGACAAGUGCGCACUGUACGGCACAUGCGGAAACUGGAAUAAGUGG